UACGUUUCAAGCUUUAGGGUUCAGAGAUCUGGAACCUUUGGGUCUUUCUUAGAUAUUAUGGAGUUGGUCUGGCGGUGCAUCCUGCAAAAACAACUUGAUAGACUUUUCUCUAUCAUUCUUGGCUUCUUGUCAGCUUCUAUUCUUUUAGCCGAGGCCACUAUACUGCCUAGCGGAGUAGACUUGUCUCUGUUUUCGAAUCUUAUAAAAUUGGUUGGGAAACAUGAGGUGCUUGUGCAGGGGUUUGCUUUUACUCCUCUCGUGUAUAUGUGUGUCUGCACAUACUACUCUCUGUUCAAAUUUGGAACAUUAACGUUUUUCUCAUUUACACCGAGACAAACAAGCUCAGUUAGCUUGCUUAGGAUAUGUGGGCAGGUUGCAAGAUAUGCAGCUCCUAUUUCAUACAAUUUUCUCAAUCUUAUCCGGCUUCCUAAAAGUGUCAAAACCCGCAAGACAGUUUUUGAAAAGAGAAUGGGGAACAUCGAUGAUGCUGUGCCCUUCUUUGGUAGACGAUUCAAUAAAAUAUAUCCGCUUAUCAUGGUUACGUACACCAUAUUGAUCACCAGCAACUUUUUUGACCGCAUUGUGAGUUAUCUUGGAAAUUGGAAAAUAUUUAGUUACCAAAGUGAAGCUGCUGAAAUUUUAGACGGGUAUGAUCCCUCUGGAGUAAUCAUAUUGAGGAAAGAACGGACUUGGCUUCAGCAAGGACAUAAAGUUGGCGAGCUUGUCAUUCCAUUGGCAAGGAUCAUUUACGACGCAAAUUCAGAUAUUGAAUCUGCCAGUAACAGCACGGUUGCGGUUGAUAAGAAAUCAAAUGCCAGUUCGAGUGGGGAUGGCGAAAUCAUUGGAAAGAAGUAUAAAGCUGUAAGAUCACAUCAGAAGGAAGAUGAGAUGGACCCAAGUUCAUCAGUGAACAGACCUUCUGUAGAAAGUUCAAAUGAUGGAGGUGACACUAGUAACACCACAAGCACAUCGCAGUCUAGGGUUACAGCAACCUGGGAAACCAUGAAGACAGGUUUCCAAAGUAUUAAGACCAAUAUUGAAGCCAAAAAAUUCCUAUAUCUACGUGAAUCGGAUGAAAAUAACCUCAAAGAGUCCCCAGAGGCCUCCAAAACUGAGUCCCUGGAUGAAAUAUUUGAUAAUCUGAAACGGCCUGCUCGAGACCGUAGAAAGUAUAGCAGUCACAUUGAUUUUGAUGAUUAUGGAAUGGAUAUCGACAAACAAAUUCCAAGAUAGUGAUAGCCUAAAACCAAUCAGACACAUACAUAUGUAUGACUAUGAGCACUAGUAAACUAAUUGUAAAUAUAUCAAAUACAGAUGAACAGAGAUCAGAGUGCCACUAUGCGUUAAAUAUCAAGACUGAAGUGCAUGAGGAUUAUCAGCAUUUGAUCAACAUACAGACAGAUUACACAGAAAUAUGUCAGUCAAGAAUCGGGAUGAGUUGAAAUUUUUUCUUAUGCACCUGCUAGAAAUGCUAUCGCGAAAUUAUCAUGAUCUUUUGUACUACAUAAAAACUGGUGAUCAAUUGG
This is a messenger RNA of Daucus carota subsp. sativus, 1526 nucleotides long. RefSeq lists its product as uncharacterized. The coding region runs from base 58 to 1233 and encodes 391 amino acids. Gene Ontology annotation, cellular component: membrane. The record is from RefSeq and is a predicted model, not a curated record. NCBI's taxonomy places the organism in Eukaryota, Viridiplantae, Streptophyta, Magnoliopsida, Apiales, Apiaceae. The transcript is spliced from 7 exons.